UCGACAUUAGUCGAUCAAUGAGAUUCUAUGAUUUUACUAUUCUGAAAUUGAAGUGAAGUGAUUUUUAUUAAAAUUAAUAGUUUUGGUUAUAUGAUUUAAAAAAACAAUUAAAUAAAAAAAUGGGCAAUCGAAACAAGAAAAAGCCUGUUGAACGACUUAAAUCACGCAAAGAAGUGCGAAAGGACAAGAGACUUCAGAAAAAAGCGAAUCGAGUUCAUUUUCAAAAACGAAAAAAGGAAUUGAAAAUUGAAUAUAAAGAACGAAUGAAGCAAAAGAAUCUGGAUAAAAAGGGUAAAUUGAAUGGAAAAUUACCGACUAAAGAGAAAAAAAUUGAAAAAACAAGUGAUGAAGAGGAUUUCAUGGAUGACGAGCAUUUUGAUGGUGGCGAUGAUGAGGAAAUUGAAUCCGAUUUCGAGCUCAGCGAUGAAGAAUUAGAAAUGAAAACGAAAUCCAUGUCUAAAAGUAAUCCUGCCCCAAAGGCAGCAGCAACACAAUUAGAACUGGACCAUCAACGCUUAAAGAAGCAAGAGCAGUCAUUGCGAAAAGACAUGGGCAAACAGCGUGUCAAACAAUUGAAAAUGGCAAAUGAAGAGGAAGACAAAAACAUUCACAAAUUGGAAAAACUAUUGAAAAUCGAUAAAAACCGGAGUAAAAAAACAAAAGGCGUUCCGAAGAUGUUCUACGAUGGUUUAGACUAUGCAUUGGAAAUGUGUUUACCGGAAAAUAUUGAGAAAAUGUAUACAGCUGCGAAAGAGGCUGCCGAUGCCGAUCAACAAUCUGAUAGUGAAUGGCAAGAAGAUUUUGCACUGGCAACCGGCGAAAUAGAAGUAAACCAAUCAACCGACAACGUUGAAAAAUCAAAGAAAUCACAACCAAAAACGAAAGAAAUAGUAGCCACUGUUGAGAAGAAAAAAGCCCAUCGUUUACGUGAAAUUGAAUCCAAGUAUUUUGGAGCAUCUGAUGAUGAAUUGGCAUCAGAUCUCAGUGAUGUUGAUUCUGAAUUUGAAAAGAGCAUCGCUGAUGAAGAAAACAAUUCUGAUUCAGAUGAUAUUAGCAACGAUGAUGAUUCGGAUGAUGCGCCGGAAGAAAUAAGCACCGUUACAAAAUCGUCGAAAAAACGUCAAUUAGAAAAAUUAAAAUUGACCAAAGUAAAAGAAAUAAAAGAAAUAAAAGAGCCUGAAUAUAGCGAUGAAAGUGAGUCAGAAAAUGAAUUCGACGAUGGUUUAGAUGCCUUUUAUAACUUAGACGAUUCCGAAAUGAGUGAGAACGAAUCAGAUAUCGAACCGGCAACAAAAGUGCCCAAAAAAUCCGACCAAAAUAAUGAAAAAGUCAAUAAAGAAAAAAACAAGAAAUUAAAUAAAUCGAGUAAAAAGCAAGAAAAUAAUGAGUUUAGUGAUGAGGAUGGGGUGGAUCAAGAUAUGGACGAUGAUGAAUUUUCUGAUAGCAAUCAGAGCGACAAUUCAGCUGAAAAAGAGGAAAAAUCGAACAUUUGGGAAGAUAUUUAUGGGCGAAAACGUGACAAAGACGGAAAUAUUAUAAAAGAAGACCCUCAACAAACGACCGGUAAAUAUAUACCGCCACAUUUGAGAGCACGUAUUGCAACCGAGGCUGGUAAUGGUAAUGCUGAUACUGAUAUGGAUCCAAAACGUAAAGAAAAAUUGCUGCAAUUGAAACGAUUACUAAAAGGUCAAUUGAAUCGGUUGUCAGAAGCAAAUAUGCAUAAAAUUUCAACGGAAAUUGAUAAUUUGUACAUGCGAAACUCACGGCAUGACAUGAAUUCCACACUGACGGCUUUAAUUUGUGAUGCAUUAAUAUCGCAUGUUUUGGCACCAGAACGAAUGGUCAUGGAGCAUGCCCUACUUAUUGCAGCCUUACAUGCAAACGUUGGCACCGAAGUCGGCGCCAAUUUACUCGAAAAUUUGGUCGAUCGCUUUCAUCAAAUGUUAAAUGCUGGCAUUGAACAGUACGAAAUUGAAGAUAAAACUCUAGACAAUGUUAUUUUCGUUUUGUGUCAUAUGUAUACGUUCAAGAUUUUCCAUCAUCGUUUAAUCUACGAGCUGUUGAAUAAACUUGUUGAAAGAUUUUGCGAAAAAUCCAUAGAGUGUGUCCUAUUAACAUUGCGUUCGAUUGGAUUUUCAUUGCGAAAAGAUGACCCAGCUGCACUUAAGGAACUUAUUAUAACGAUACAAAAGAAAACAAGCGAAGCAUCGGAGGAAUUGAAAACAAACGCUCGUCUAAAGUAUAUGCUCGACGUUUUAACGGCAAUCAAAAAUAAUAAUGUAAAUCGAAUACCAAAUUAUGAUCCAGCGCUAGCCGAACAUUUGCGAAAAAUCUUGAAAACAUUAUCUGUAAACGGAAAGUAUGUAACGACGUUGAAUAUUUCAUUGGAAGAUUUGGUGAAUGUACAAAAUCGUGGUAAAUGGUGGGUCGUUGGUUCGGCAUGGACGGGCAAUAUAAAUGAUAUUAGCGGUGCGGUCAAGGCAAAUGCAUCGAAGAAAAAUGAACAAAAAUUCAGCGAACAAUUACUUGAAUUGGCCCGCAAACAACGAAUGAAUACCGAUGAACGUCGUAAUGUAUUCUGCAUUUUAAUGAGUGCCGAAGAUUAUAUCGAUGCGUUUGAGAAAAUUUUACAUUUAGCAAUUAAAGAUCAUCGAGUCGUUGUAUCGGUUAUAAUACACUGUUGCCUAUCGGAAAAGAUAUUCAAUCCAUAUUACGCAGUUGUUGCACAAAAGUUCUGUGAUUACGAUAGAAAGUAUCAAUUGGCCAUUCAAUAUGCUGUAUGGGAUCGUAUCAAAGAUAUGGAAUCGCAAACGAAGUGUCAAUUAACAAAUUUGGCCCAAUUCCUUGUUCAUUUGAUAACACAUGCUGCUCUGGCCAUAUCCGUGCUAAAAGUAAUUGAAUUUGGUGAAUUGGAUAAAGUCACGUUGCGAUUGGUGCGUCAAGUGUUGCUCGGAAUCUUAUUGGGCAAGGAAGAUAUUUGUAAAGAGGUGUUUCAACGUAUUGCGCCGAGUGCACAGUUGAAGGCAUUCAAGGAUAGUAUUCGUUUGUUUAUGCAUCAUUUUCUUUUGAAAGGUGGCGCCAAAAAUGGCAUUCCUGAAGACAGAAUGCAAUUGUUAAAGGAGCGUAUUAAAAUUGCUGACAAAUCAUUGGAUACUGCAACCAUUCGAUUUUAGACUUUAUUUCAUAAUUUGCGAAUUAUAUAUAUGGCAUUAUUUUUAUAUCGAAUAAAAUUAUCGAUUGAUAAAUUUACUAUGUACAAUAUAUUA
This is a messenger RNA of Contarinia nasturtii (swede midge), 3266 nucleotides long. Its product is annotated as nucleolar MIF4G domain-containing protein 1 homolog. NCBI's taxonomy places the organism in Eukaryota, Metazoa, Arthropoda, Insecta, Diptera, Cecidomyiidae. The coding region runs from base 120 to 3173 and encodes 1017 amino acids. The record is from RefSeq and is a predicted model, not a curated record. The transcript has 7 exons. Gene Ontology annotation, molecular function: protein binding; RNA binding. Gene Ontology annotation, biological process: ribosomal small subunit biogenesis. Gene Ontology annotation, cellular component: nucleolus.